Pyrgilauda ruficollis (rufous-necked snowfinch) is the source of this 2072-nucleotide messenger RNA. RefSeq lists its product as uncharacterized. NCBI's taxonomy places the organism in Eukaryota, Metazoa, Chordata, Aves, Passeriformes, Passeridae. The transcript has 3 exons. Bases 943 to 1920 code for a protein of 325 amino acids. The record is from RefSeq and is a predicted model, not a curated record.
GCCGGGUUGCUGUUCCGGCCUGUGUCCCCGGGCCCGGCGGGGCCCCGGUCGCAGCAGCCGCGGCCCCCGGCGCAGGGGGACAUGGAGCGCCCGAAGCCGGUGAUCGCUCGGUGGCCGCGGCCGCGGCGGGAGGACGAGCUGAAUGGCUGCGGUCAGUGUCUGAGCGGUCAGGAUGGAGAGAUGGCACUCGAGAGCCAGAGCACCUCUGACAGCAGCUGGCACUGUGCCCACUCGGAGACACCUUCACCAAAGUGUUCCCACACCUGGAACCUGCUCCGCACUGUGAUCUCUCGUGUGACAUUUUUACCCCUAUUUCCCAGCCUUAAAUGUACCAUUUUUAGCAUGAGCUUUCAUUUCCUGCUCCCAAAAAUUCGUCUGGGGAUGCAUGCACUCUGACAAGGAGGUGAACCUCAAAGGUUCCCUCCCUGAGCCUUGGAACCCACAUCUCUUCCUCUGAGAUUUAUCCUUUUGACCCAGACCUGAUGAAAACUUAAUUCCCACGUGUCCAACUAACUGCAGGAUUUGCAAUCACUGACGGGUUUGGGUUCGAGAGACCUGUACAAGUCUAACCCCUGCCAUGGGCAGUGACACCUUCAGUGAUGGUGCUGAGCUGAACACCGGCAUCUGCAACAGCACAGAAAAUCCUGUGUGCUUCCAGCCUGCCCUCUCCAGGGACGAGGCAUCCUGCAUUCCAGGACGGCUGAAGUGGGAAUGUGUGCACUGAGGGAGAAGGGAAAUCAGUACCACCAUGCCUUGGCCGAGCUCCAUAGAGCUGAACCACCCAUGGCUGUAGUGCACGAAGCGUUGAGAAGGUCCCACAAGGUCCCACCCAUGCACUGUCCCCUCCAAGGGGAGCAGAGGGUGACACAAGCGCCCAGCAGAGCCAAAGGAAGACAAAACACAAGUGCCGUGGUCAGGCUGAGGUAAUAAAUACUUCUAUUCAUGGAGAACAAUGCAGCAGUGCAAUGUUUUAUUGAAAAAAAAAAAAUCAUCUCACUUGAUACCUCAGAAGACUGCAUCGCAACGUUGGAGGGCCGAGAGCCGCGUCAGAGGCACCUGUGCCGGGAGCCCCCAGGAGCCCUCCCCUGCCUGGGGUCUCCUGGCUGCCGACCGCUCCCGGCAAGGAGCGGAGGGAUCGCCCAGGUUAAUGCCCUACGUCCUACCACAGCAUGGCUGGCUCAGUCUGGCUGCGUCUCCUUGUCACCUCCGAGCUCCCUGGGGACAGCGGUUCCCUCAAGCACAGGACUUGCUGGUAACCUGCUUUAUUUUCUUUUUUUUUUUAAAUUUUUUUUUGUUAAAAAGCCACCCCACAUCUUUGCCCUUUUUUUUUUUAGAAGAGUCCAACGUACGAUUAUAGUGCAAGAGGGCUUGGUACAAGUGAGCAUUACCAGCAUGCCGUGGGGGGACAGUCCUCCCCUACAAACACAUCAUUGUAGGAUUAAAAGAACACCGUAUCUCCGGAGAGAAGCUGUAGUGGGUCACCAUGAAACAGCUUUCAAACCAACCCACUUAAAAACAAGCAGAGAGAGGAGUGCCUGUGCCAGAGAUGCAGCUUCUGGGAACCACUGGCAGCGGAGGAAAAGAGAAAGGUGGGAUGUGCCCAUGGCCGUGUCCUCCCUGUGGCAGGAGGGGACAGGGCCGCACACCUGGCACGUGCCUGCGGGAGGUGAGUGGUGCCCUUCCUGCCCUGUUCCCACCCCGGCCCGUGGCCUGGCUGGAGGAAAGCGCUUUGCUGAGGGGGAAGGAAGGAGGCGCAUGCGUGAACCGAGGGCUCUGCGCCUCCAUCGUGCUCACUGGGAUAAGGCAUGGAGAGAACGCAGCAGAGAAUGGAGAAGAGACGCCCCGCGGGGAUCCUGGCCAGGAGGGAGGCUUUUCCACCCUGGCACCACACCAGUGUCUGCCAGGCUCAGGAAUGCAUGAGGAGCAAGCCCAGAGCUUGCUGCCCAGGCUGAUCUCCUGCCCUCUAAGCCUGCUCCUACCCAGACAGGGAAACUGAACCUCCUGGCAAUGCUGCUCUGUGAACGCCAAGCUACACAGCUUAGCAUGAAAUAGAAUAAACGAUAAUGAGAUCU